Colletes gigas is the source of this 3747-nucleotide messenger RNA. It is a transcript of the gene tam, whose product is annotated as DNA polymerase subunit gamma-1, mitochondrial. Lineage: Eukaryota; Metazoa; Arthropoda; Insecta; Hymenoptera; Colletidae. The transcript has a single exon. The record is from RefSeq and is a predicted model, not a curated record. The coding region runs from base 16 to 3747 and encodes 1243 amino acids. Gene Ontology annotation, molecular function: DNA-directed DNA polymerase activity; 3'-5' exonuclease activity; DNA binding. Gene Ontology annotation, cellular component: mitochondrion; gamma DNA polymerase complex. Gene Ontology annotation, biological process: mitochondrial DNA replication.
UGAGACAGAAAAGAAAUGAAAAGUUUCGUGAUUCGUAUUCCUGGUCGUCAUAAGCGUUUUGUUGCAACGUAUAAUCCUAAUUUUGUUGAACGAAAGCAAUUUUCAAGAAAAAUUGUCCGUACUGUAAACUGUAACCUAUUCCAUUGCACCUCUCGUGCUCUAACCUCUGCAGAGAGUGCUAAUAAGUUAAAUGAAGAUCAACAAAAUAAUGGAAACAAUGCAUUUAAAACUAUGGCCUCUGCUUCAAUUGUUUUAUCAAAUGAACAUGCAGUGCAUGAAAAUCGAAGAAGUUCACCUGAUAUUCCAGUAAAUUUUGAAGAAAUGUUUAGCGGUAAAGUAUAUCAUUUGAAGGAUGGUAAUAAAAAAGAUAAUGCCAUUACAGAGCACCAAAGUAUAAAAAGAUUAGAAAAUGAAAAAGAGCACACGAAAACCUAUAACAAUAACAACACAAGAGUAAAUGAAAUUAAUAUGCAAAUGCUUUCAAAAUCAUUACAUAAGCAGAUAUUUAAUGAUUCUAACAAACAGGGAGAAAUAUCAAAGGAAGAGAUAGAAUCUAUAAAGGACAAUUUACGCUUGUAUGGAAUAAAAAUUGAAGAUGCAACUAGAGUACCUGAUGUGGAUAUUAGACUACCUCCUUUAGAAGGAAAUGAUAUAGAGCAACAUUUUUAUAAUAUUGCUAAAUCACAAAUUGAACCUUAUGUAACAAUUGUAAAGGAGAUUAUGAAAAAUGUUCCAAAAAUGCCAGAUAAGUGGAUACUAAAAGAGGGAUGGACUAGAUAUACAUGCAAUGGUGCAGAGAGUGUAGAUUAUCCAUUAGAGGAUGGUAUCAUUUUUGAUAUAGAAGUUUGUAUGAAAGAAGGAUCUUUACCAACACUUGCUACUGCAGUAACUAGUCAAGCAUGGUACGGUUGGGUAUCAAAAUCUUUAGUAGAUGGUGUAAGUAGAAAUUUUGAAGGUCAACAAUUUACUAUGGAUCAAUUAAUUCCAAUGGAAAGUAAACCUACAGAAUAUGGAGAAAAAUUAAGUAAUUACCAUAAAAAGCCAAAAAUUUUAGUAGGUCACAAUGUGUCCUUUGAUAGAAGCAGGAUUAAAGAACAAUAUUGGUUGAAUCAAACAGGAUUACGGUUUGUGGACACAUUGUCACUUCACAUCUCUGUUAGUGGGAUCAGUAGUUACCAAAGAGCAAUUUUAAAUGCAAAGAGAAAUACGGCAGAAAAAUUUGAUUUACAUACACAAACCUCUUUAAAUAGUUUAACAGAAAUAUAUAAAUUUUAUUGUGGCACAAAAUUAAAUAAGGAACUCAGAAAUGUUUUUGUAGAAGGAACUUUGAAGGAUGUGAAAAAAGAUUUUGAAACCUUGAUGACCUAUUGUGCAAAUGAUGUGCUUGCAACAUAUAAUGUGCUAUGCCACUUAUUUCCUAUUUUUGAAGAUAGAUUUCCUCAUCCUGUUACUUUAGCAGGAAUGUUAGAGCUUGGAACUUCAUAUUUACCCACAAAUUCGAAUUGGCUCAGAUAUUUAAGCGAAUCAGAGACAACAUUUGAACACUUAAAUUAUGAGAAUAAGUGUACUCUUGCUAAAAGAGCUAAUGCUGUUUGCGAACUUAUGCACAAUGAAAAAUAUAAGGAAGAUUUAUGGAUGUGGGAUGAAGAUUGGAGUACUCAAAAAAUUAAGAUGAAAUCGACAUCAAAAGUUUCAAAAAAGAAAUGUCAAGUACAAAACACAGAAAAAAAAGAAACUGAUUCGCAAAAGUAUCUUUCGGAUGGAGAGGAGGAGGAAGACCCUUUGGAGACAAAAUUUGCCUAUUUAAAAGAAACAAGAAAGCUUUUACCUAUAAAAUUACCACAUAUGUCAGGAUACCCUGCAUGGUAUAGGAAACUUUGUUUUAAAUUCAAUGAUAAAAACUGGGAACCAGGACCACAAAAUAUUAGUACCUCUAUGCAAAUUGUACCAAAAUUAUUGAAUUUGACAUGGGAGGGUUAUCCUUUGCACUAUAUGCAAAAAAAAGGUUGGGGUAUUUUAGUACCUUAUAACAAGGAUUUAAGUAUUGAAACCAAAGUACCUUUAAAACAACUUUUGAAUCAUUGUUCUUCAUUACAAAUGAACAAAAUGGAUGGAACAAUUGAAUCUGAUGGCACAGAUUAUGCAAUGUCAACUCUUAACAAAGAGGUGGAAAAUGAUAGGAAAAGAUUUUGGAAUUCUAAGAAAAAAAAAUCAGAUUCUCAUUUCGUUAACACUUACAAAAUAAGUGCAGUUUGGUGCAAUACAGUUAUAGAUAAUUGCUGUUACUUUCUUAAAUUGCCACAUAAAGAUGGAGAAAAUUAUAAUGUUGGUAAUCCAUUGGCUAAAGAUUUUUUGAAUAAGUUUUCUGAAAAUGUCCUUGCUGGUUUGGACAGCAGUGCUGCAGAAGUAUUGAGGACUACUAAAAUGAUGUCAUAUUGGAGAAAUAAUAGGAACAGAAUCAUGUCACAGUUUGUAAUAUGGUUUGACAACUGCAACUUACCAAACACCGUUAAAAAAACUAAAAAGCCAAUGCGUUAUGGUGCAAUUUUACCUUUGGUAGUUGUUUCUGGUACCCUGACUAGACGAGCGGUAGAACCUACGUGGAUGACUGCUUCUAAUGCUAACCCUGAACGCGUUGGUUCCGAAUUACGGGCUAUGAUACAAGCUCCACCAGGGUAUAGUAUUAUUGGUGCUGAUGUCGACAGUCAAGAGCUGUGGAUUUCAUCAAUGAUAGGAGAUGCUUAUGAUAAAAAAAUUCAUGGAGCCACACCUUUCGGUUGGAUGACACUAAUUGGCACUAAGUCCAAUGAAACUGACAUGCAUAGUAUUACAGCCAAAGCAAUUGGGAUUUCUAGAAGCCAAGCUAAGGUCAUCAAUUAUGCUAGAAUUUAUGGUGCUGGGCAAAACUUUGCAGAAAGACUUUUAAAACAAUUUAAUCCAUGCAUGACGGACUCGGAAGCUGCAUCUAAAUCUCGAAAAAUGUUUACUAUGACGAAAGGUAAAAAAGUAUAUAGAUUGAAACCUGACUAUACUAAUAACGAUCUGGAGGAUAAACAAUAUUCAUCUUACGAGGCUCAUAAAGUAUCGGGUUUAUUUGGUAAAACAAUAUCAGAGAUGUUUGAGACAAGUAAAUGGGUGGGUGGUUCGGAAUCGGCAAUGUUUAACAGACUUGAAGAAAUUGCUCAGAGCCCCCAUCCUGUUACUCCCUUCUUAAACUCCCGGUUAACCCGCGCUUUAGAAAAUCAAAAAGACAAUAGUAAACAUUUACCUACAAAAAUCAAUUGGGUGGUUCAAAGUGGAGCAGUUGAUUUCUUACAUUUGAUGUUAGUUUCAAUGAAAUGGCUCAUGAAAGAUAAUUUAAGAUUCUGUUUAUCAUUUCACGACGAGGUGCGAUAUUUAGUGCCAUCACGCUAUAAAUACAAUGCUGCGCUCGCCAUGCACGUUACCAAUCUUUUAACACGGUCAUUUUGUGCUUCAAGAGUUGGAAUAAAAGAUCUUCCAAUGUCGGUAGCGUUUUUCACUUCCGUAGAGGUCGAUACUGUUUUGCGCAAAGAAUCAAGGGAUGACUGUAAGACACCUUCGAAUGUUUAUGGAUUAACAAACGGAUAUGAAAUUCCUCCUGGAGAAAGUUUGGACAUAUUUACGGCUAUAGAGAAAACAGGAGGGUCCUUAGGAUCUUGGCACGCCGGCAAGAAACAAAGAAAAGAAUCACCCAAGCAAGAAACGUUGCACAAAUUAAAGACAUAA